AUGAAACAAGAGAAGAGAGCGUCGCCUGUUUUUUUGUCCGGGAUUUCAUUGGACAUCUCCGAGAACUGUCGGCCUCUGUUUUAUGAUUCGUGUUCUUUGAGUAUGGAUAAAGAGAAACCGAAUCUUCAUUCCCCUGAUACAGUUCUGGAGGACUUCUUUAGAAGUGAGGACUCUGAAACAGAGUCUUCGAAAGCAAGCACGUCUGAAAUUGAAGCUCAAAUAGAUCGAAAACCUGCUUCUUUAUGGACUGCAUUUAUUCAAUUAUUUAGAAAUGAGUCGAAAAGACAAUUCCCCAACUUGCAUCCUCUCAAUGCCUUCAAACUAUCCAAGAUAUUUAGCAGCAGCAUGAAAGAGUACGCGUGUGGCUUGUCUAAUCCCCUCAUCAAUGCCAAUCUAAACUAUUUCAAGCCUCACUGGAAGAACUUUAGUUUCUCCGAACUUCAAACUGCAACCAACUUCUUUGGCCAAGGUUAUUUGAUUGGGAAAGGUGGUUAUGCCGAAGUAUACAGGGGCUGUUUGGAAGGAGGCCAGCUAGUUGCAAUUAAACGAUUGACUAGAGGACCCAUGGAGGAGAGAAUCGGGGAUUUUUUAUCUGAACUCGGGAUAAUGGCUCAUGUUAACCAUCCCAAUACUGCUAAAUUGAUUGGCUAUGGGGUUGAAGGUGGAAUGUACCUUGUCCUUGAGCUGUCUCCAGUCGGAAGCUUGGCUUCUUUACUUCAUAAUUCGAAGAAGCUGGAAUGGGAUAUCCGGUAUAAGGUUGCCUUGGGAACAGCUAAGGGCUUACUGUAUCUUCACGAAGGUUGUCAAAGGAGAAUUAUCCAUAGAGAUAUUAAGGCUGCUAAUAUAUUGCUUACGGAAGACUAUGAACCUCAGAUUUGUGAUUUUGGACUUGCAAAAUGGCUGCCAGAGCAAUGGACUCACCUCACCCUAUUAAAAUUCGAAGGCACAUUCGGAUAUCUUGCUCCUGAGUUCUUAAUGCACGGCAUAGUAAAUGAAAAAACCGACGUUUUUGCCUUUGGGGUGCUGCUGUUGGAACUUAUUACUGGGCGUCGAGCACUGGAUUAUUCACAGCAAAGUCUUGUUAUGUGGGCAAAACCACUGUUGAAGAAGAACAAUAUUAAAGAGCUCGUCGAUCCCUCACUUUCCGAUGACUACAACUCGGUACAGAUGAAUCUCAUGAUUUUGGCAGCUUCUCUCUGCGUGCAGCAGUCUUCUGUUCGACGUCCUCGAAUGAGUCAGGUUCUGCUGCUUCUAAGAGGAAGCUGUGGUAGCCUAGACUUGGUACAAAAAUGUAGAAAGCUGUCCAGUUGGAAGAAGUAUUAUAAAGAGCUUUUUAGUGCAGAGGAACAUACCUUAAAUAGCAGUUUAAGUCUGCAGUCACAGAUGGUCCGGAAAGUCUGA
This is a messenger RNA of Fraxinus pennsylvanica, 1401 nucleotides long. The record is from the annotation of a GenBank genome assembly. NCBI's taxonomy places the organism in Eukaryota, Viridiplantae, Streptophyta, Magnoliopsida, Lamiales, Oleaceae.